Messenger RNA from Armigeres subalbatus, 903 nucleotides. RefSeq names its product putative lipoyltransferase 2, mitochondrial (gene Lipt2). Gene Ontology annotation, molecular function: lipoyl(octanoyl) transferase activity. The record is from RefSeq and is a predicted model, not a curated record. Lineage: Eukaryota; Metazoa; Arthropoda; Insecta; Diptera; Culicidae. Gene Ontology annotation, biological process: protein lipoylation. The coding region runs from base 1 to 687 and encodes 228 amino acids. The transcript has a single exon. Gene Ontology annotation, cellular component: mitochondrion.
AUGUCUCGAGUGGUGCACAUUCUACGAGCCGGUAAGCUAAGCUAUCAAAAGUCGUUGAACCUGCAAAAGACGAUCUCCUCACUUGUUUUCAACGGAGAGAAACCGAAUGUACUGAUCCUGACUGAGCACGAUCCCGUCUAUACCGUUGGAAUCCGGACCAAAUCCUACGGUCCAGAAGAGGAACAACGACUAAAGGCGCUGGGCGCAGAUUUUUUCCGAACCAAUCGAGGCGGUCUAAUCACGUUCCACGGUCCGGGCCAACUGGUCGUCUAUCCGGUGUUGAAUCUGAAAAACUUCCAACCCAGCGUCCGGUGGUACGUUUGCCACAUCGAAAAGACGGUGAUCGAAUUGUGUCGACGGUAUGGGCUGCAGGCAGGAGCGACGGAGGACACCGGAGUUUGGAUAGGAGAUAACAAAAUUUGCGCCAUCGGAAUUCAUGCGAGUAGGUAUGUCACGACCCAUGGGUUGGCGUUGAAUUGUAACAACGAUUUGAGCUGGUUCAAGCAUAUAGUUCCUUGUGGGAUUGAAGGAAAAGGGGUUACAUCCUUGAGUGUGGAGCUUAGUCGGGAAAUGAAAGUCAGAGCGGUUAUGGAGAAGUUUUUGGAAAGUUUUCGAGAUGUACUAGAGUGCGAUCUGGUAGAGUUAGAUUCUGAUAGACAACGCGAGAUUAUGGAGCAGAUAGAAUAGAAUUGUAAGGCUUCCCCAAACACUGCAGGACACUAACGUAGAAUAAGUUGACGCGUACUCCUAAUUUAAGAAUGUUUUCAAGGGUAUUUAAGGGAAUGUCAUUGUUUCGAAAAGAAAAAUGCUCGACUCUUUUGAUACGUCACAGCCGAAAAAGCCAAUCGUUAUAUUGUAUAUUGCGAAUAAAGCUUUAGAUACGUUUCUAAGUUUAAUUACCUA